Molecule: messenger RNA, 999 nt
Organism: Colletotrichum truncatum
Lineage: Eukaryota; Fungi; Ascomycota; Sordariomycetes; Glomerellales; Glomerellaceae
Product: SMP-30/gluconolaconase/IRE-like region
Source: RefSeq, a predicted model, not a curated record
AUGGCGAACACUUCUGCUUUCGCCGUAUAUGACGACUCGGUGAAGAAGCUGUUUGGCAGCUCGCCGAAGUUGGAGCUCUUGCACGAGAACCAAGAAUAUCCCUUUGCGCACGAGGCAGGAGUCUUCAUCGAGCGGGACAACACUCUCUUCAUCACCAGCAAUCAGUUCAUUGACAAGACCGGCGGUAGGAAGAUACAGGUAUGCCGUGUCACACUUCCAUCGAAUGGCAAUGCCAAGGUCAAGUGCGAGGAGAUUUACCCUGAGAGUGUGCACAUGGCCAACGGCGGUGUCAACUACCUAGAUGGUGUUCUUUUCUGUGCCCAAGGAACUUUGGAUUCGCCUGGUGGCAUCGUUUUCAUGGAGGCCCAGCCACCUUAUCAGACGCGGUUGAUGAUUAGCUCGUUCCAUGGUCGGGAAUUCAACUCCGUCAACGACGUCGUCGUUCACAGCGAUGGCUCAAUCUGGUUCACCGACCCGAUAUACGGCUAUGAGCAGGGAAUUCGACCACGGCCGAAGCUUCCCAGUCAGGUGUAUCGAUAUGACCCCAUUAGAAGCUCGAUCAGAGCGAUGGCGGAUGGGUUUGGAAGACCGAACGGAAUCUGUUUCAGUCCUGAUGAAAAGACCGUCUAUGUGACGGAUACCGACUGGAUUCACGGUGACGGUUCAACCGACCUCACAAGACCUUCAACCAUCUAUGCUUUCGACGUUGCUUCUUACUCUGGAGAACCGUUCCUCACAAAUAGGCGGCUGUUCGCCAUGGCAGACACAGGCAUUCCGGACGGCAUCAAAUGUGACGUCCACGGUAAUGUGUACAGUGGCUGUGGCGAUGGCGUGAACAUCUGGUCGCCAGGGGGUGUGUUGCUGGGAAAGAUUCUCAUUCAAGGCGGUGCUGCCAACUUCUGCUUCGGCCGCAACGGGGAGCUUUUCAUCCUCAAUGAGCACCGUCUGUGGAGAGCAAAACUGGCUGACGAAACCAAGGGAGCGUUGUUGUGUAUUUAG